This is a messenger RNA of Juglans regia (Persian walnut), 381 nucleotides long. Its product is annotated as mitochondrial import inner membrane translocase subunit TIM14-1-like. The coding region runs from base 58 to 381 and encodes 107 amino acids. Lineage: Eukaryota; Viridiplantae; Streptophyta; Magnoliopsida; Fagales; Juglandaceae. The record is from RefSeq and is a predicted model, not a curated record. Gene Ontology annotation, molecular function: ATPase activator activity. Gene Ontology annotation, biological process: protein import into mitochondrial matrix. Gene Ontology annotation, cellular component: PAM complex, Tim23 associated import motor. The transcript is spliced from 3 exons.
AGCAAAAUCCCGAAUGAGACGCCGGAACUCUGCUUCAUAUUCCGAUGUCACACCGAAAUGGCUACACCGUUUCUAGCUGGGCUUGCAGUAGCUGCUGCUGCUCUUGCUGGUAGAUAUGGAAUCCAGGCUUGGCAAACAUUUAAGGAACGCCCACCAAAACCCAGAAUGCGCAAAUUCUAUGAAGGUGGUGGUUUCCAGCUAACAAUGACGAAAAGGGAAGCAGCUCUUAUUCUUGGUAUUAGAGAGAAUGCAACCCCAGACAAGGUCAAAGAAGUACAUAGAAGAGUCAUGGUCGCCAACCAUCCUGAUGCAGGUGGUAGCCAUUACCUAGCUUCCAAAAUUAAUGAAGCUAAAGAUGUGAUGCUUGGAAAGACAGAGUAG